GCCACCGGCGCGUGGCAGGGUGAAGGCUGCAGCCUGCCGGCCCUCGCUUGCCCCCACUGGGCGCCGGCCGAGCGCCACCCUGCGCGGGCACCUAGCCUGUGCUUGCCCCCUACUCGCAAAUGCUUCGUGUUGGGAGAAUUUGUUCAAGAUCUUCAACCCGUGCUGUUUCUUCAUUCCUGGUGGGUCCAAGACAUUUGAUUGGUCAUGAAAGCCCACAUUUCUUGGGCUCCAAGUGUUGUUGGACUAACCGGACUGGUGCAAUUGGGUUCCUGAACACAAAGCUAAAUAUUGGUAGUUAUGGUCCAUGCUUAUCAACUCUUACUGAAACAAUUCUGGUCCAAGCUCAUGACCCAUCCCUGCUAGCAUUGGAGAUAGAGAAUGCAAUUGAUCAGCAGAGGUUUGAUGAUGCAUGGAGGGCUUAUGAGAAGCAUAUUCACAUGGAUGGAGUCCCCAGAAAGUCUGUUUUGAGUAAGCUCAUCACUGGCUUCGCAGAGACCUGUGAUGCUCACUGGCUGAACCAGUCCUACAAUGUGGUUAAUCAUGCAUUUGAAGAGAAGAGCAAACUGUUGGAGAAGGAGCCCCUUAUUUUCCUCUCUCUUGCACUCGCACGGUCUUCUCUUCCUAAUCUUUCUAUAAAUGUUGUGAGGAAGUUGAUAAAGAUGGAAGCAUACCCACCUGUUGCAGCAUGGUCGGCUAUCGUGGCGCAUAUGUGCCAAACUGCAACUGGUGCAUUUCUUGCUGCUGACAUGGUAAUGGAGAUUGGCUACCUUUUCCAGAAUAAUAGGGUUGAUCCACGGAAGAAGAGCAACCGUCCAUUGCUAUUAAUGAAGCCCAAUUCAUUGACCUUCAACAUAAUUCUGACUGCAUCCCUUCUGUUUGGCACUACAAAAAAGGCGGAGCAGCUUCUUGAAUUAAUGCCUAGGAUAGGGUUGAAGCCUGACGUCAGCUCGUUGAUUGUUAUGGCCCGGAUAUAUGAACAGAAUGGGCACAGAGAUGAGAUCCAGAAGCUGAGGAGACAUGUUAAUGAGGCCUGUGGCCUUAGUGAAUCAGAGCUCAGGCAGUUUUAUGAUUGCUUGCUCUCCUGCCACUUGAAAUUUGGAGAUCUGGAUUCUGCAGUGGAUAUGAUAUUGGAUAUGCUUAAAAAGGGUAAAAAUACGAAACGUUCACUUGAAGCAGCUAAAGCAGUUCUUGAAGCAGUUGAAAACAACAAAAUUUAUCUUCCUUAUGAGAAAACCAAGCCUGUUAAUUCAGGUUCCUCGAACAAAUCUGUAUGUACUGACAGUCAAAUGCUAAACUAUAUUUCAUUCUUCAAAGAUAAGAGCUUUGCAAGGCUUGAGUUAGAUGCGAGAGAAUUACUCAAGCUAUUAUCAGAUAAGCUUCAGGAACAAGUUGGGCUAGUAAAAUCUGAAUAUGGUAUCCUCUAUCCAACUGAAACAAUGUAUGCCAAGCUUGUUAAAGCUUUUCUGGAAGCAAACAAGAUCAGUGCAUUGGCAUCAUUUCUUGUGAAAGCAAGCAAAGAGGAUUCUCCUGUCUCUGUUGAAAGCUCCUUUGUUGUUCAAGUGAUAAAUGCAUGUAUUUCUCUUGGGUGGUUAGAGCAAGCACAUGACCUUCUUGACGAGAUGAGAUUUUCUGGAAUUAGAGUUGGUUCUACCAUUUAUUCAUCUCUCCUAAAGGCAUAUUGCAAAGAGGGCCAUCAUGAAGAUGACAUAGCUGCACUUCUGAAAGACGCUCAACAAGCAGGUAUUCAGCUUGAUCCAAGCUGCUAUGAGGAUUUGAUACAAUCCAGAGCACAUCACAAUAAUACCACAGGUGCUCUCAAUCUUUUUAAAGAGUUGAAGAGUUUGAAUAUUUUGAAAGCUGGUCAGAAUGAAUUUGAGAUGUUAGUACAAGGCUGCAAUAACAAUGGAGCUGCUUUGACAACUAAGCUAGUGGAGGAAGUCAGAAGUGGCCACCCGGUUAAUCAUGCUAUUCAUGACUGGAAUAAUGUUAUCCAUUUCUUCUGCAAGAAGAGAUUGAUGCAUGAUGCUCACAAAGCACUUGGCAAGAUGAAAGCUUUAGGACACACGCCAAAUGCACAGACAUUCCAUUCUUUAGUAACUGGUUAUGCUGCUGUUGGUGGUAAAUAUGUAGAGGUGACAGAUUUGUGGGGUGAAAUGAAAGUUUUGGCCACCUCAAGUUCAAUGAAUUUUGAUCAAGAGCUCCUGGACUCUCUGCUGUAUUGCUUUGUGAGAGGCGGUUUCUUCCUUCGAGCCAUGGAAGUUAUAGAAAUGAUGGAAAAAGGCAAGAUGUUUAUAGACAAAUACAAGUACAAGUCCCUGUGGCUUAAAUACCACAGAACAUUGUACAAAGGUAAGGCUCCUAAAGUGCAAACAGAAGCACAACUGAAACGGAGGGAAGCAGCAUUGCAUUUCAAGAGAUGGAUUGGAUUAACAUGAAAACUACAGAGCACAGGUCCUUGAAAACACUAAGCCUGGUAGAUAGCUCUGCUGCUUUUGUUCACUGUAUGUCAUAGGAGAUGUUCUGGUAUCAGCAUGGUUUGCUACCACUGUAUGGAUGGACACCACUGUAUGGAAACCUCUGGUAAUAAAAUCUUACAUAACAAGGAUUGGUAGUAUUAAUAGGGUGCACAUCUUUCUGCUCUAAAAUUGGAAGGAUUAUUCAAUGUCUUGCACCCCUUAACUUAACUAUGCAGAUAAGUCUAUACGUAGGCAUACAUUUAUGAUACAUUGCUUCAUUGAAAAUAUUGUAUUUCAUUGCACAUGUCUACUGCUAUCAUGUGUUUGUAAGAAUCUCUUCUAUUAUUAGCAUGGGGAUUUAUCAUGGCUUGAUUUGUAGCAUAAUAACAGGAAAAGCUGAUUCAAAACAAUGUAGCAUGCAUCACACUUAAUUCGCAAUGUCAACUACUAAUGACAGAUACAACUUGUCAUAAUUAAGAUAUUUUGUAAAUUCCUGCUAGUGAGGUUCAUAAUCAGAAAUAAUAUCUUGAUUCUAUAUUGAUAUUAGGUUGUUCUGUUUGCUGCAAUGAACACCUCAGACAGCAAUGGCUACUUCCCAUAUUAUGGUGUACCUGUGUCACAAAGUGACAUACAUGAAGGCAGAAGGCUUCUUUUCCAAAUGGGCCUGGUGCAUAUGAAAUAUAUGGUUUCUUAGCCACAAACACUAUGAGCUCAAUUGGUGAAAGGGGCGAUUUGUUGAUAAAGGAACAACAGAAAUGCAGAGUGAAGUUUCUCCAUACAUUAGACUGAUUAGAGCAAGUAAGAGGGCUAUAAAAAGGCUGAAUGCUGAGGUGGAUGAGAGAGCAGAGGAGAGAGAUGAGAAGCGGGGUGUAAGUUUACAGUCGGCUUAGGCGCAGGAGCCAAGAAAAUCUGUGAUACAGACAGGUGGGCCAUAUAUUUAUAGUGAAGAGUUAACCACUAUAUAAGUGAGUUAAGAGAUAGACUAUAAAGAUCUAUACAGUAAGCAGCUAGCUGUAUUAUUAUCCUUGCUCUUAGAGAGGAUAAAACCCUACAGUUGCUUCUCCCGGCUGCUUCUCUCUCUCUCCAAGCAAAACUCCCAUUUCCAAAAAAAAAAAAAAAGGUGGGCUUCACUUCACAAGUUCUUCUCCAAUUCCGAUUCCGAAGUCCUUUCAACCCAAAAGGCUGAUGUGCUGGUUGCCUUGUCUAGGGUGCUCCUGAAAUGUUCUUUGGCUAUGGGUACCAACUGAAGCUUUGUUUUCGCGGCGUCCUCUUUUCAUGUAGUUCAAAUUGCAUUUACCAUUUGAUCAAAAGCAGGUGCAUUUUGAUCCAUAAUUCUUCAUGACAAAGCACUACAGCUAAGUUGGAGAAAAGAAUGCAGUAUUUGUGAAGUAGCAGUAGGCCUUCUUGUUGAGGCAACAGCGGAUAUGAGCUAUGGAUUUAUUUCCCUUGGAAGGCUGUAAGUUGAAGGUGAGGUGCUGUCGUGCUGAUAUCACUACUUUCCGUGCCUCGAGAUUCGUGCCGGAUCGAAUAAUAAGCACUUUGCUCUUUUGUUCUUCAUCGUGCAUGCGUACUUGUGAGCCAAUUGAUGGUGUUUUUGCACGUACUUGUCUUAAAAGUAGGAUCACAAGCUAAUUAUCUUGGUUGCGUGACACUUUCACUCCAUUGCCUUCCGAUCCAAUAUGUAAGAUCUCCUUCCUUUAUUCCCAUGCUACUGAUUUCUUCAAGAUAUAAAAAAGAUUAAUCACAAGGCAUAAAUGCCAUGCAAUGUAAUUAUUGGUAGCUAUUGCAAAUCAAUAUAUGAGGCUAUGUUGUUUGUGCAUGGCCAGAGACCAGAAUGAGGGGCUUUUUGAUCCUGACCUGAGGGAGGUGAGAUCAGUUAUCAGGGCAGCUAGGACAUGAUGCUGUGAAAAGAGCAGCAGCCCCCAGCUCAUGAGUCAUGACAGUUUGUGGCACUCCCCAAUCAUUAGCAGAAGACAUAAUCAAUUCAGAACUGCAUGCAAAAUCAGGGCAGGUUAGGGAAUGUGGAUGGUGGAUCCGUGGAUGGAUAGCCCCAUCGUUCUUAUGCUUGUGCUUAUUCUCAUAUGGCUUAUUAUCAAUCAAUAAAUGUAAAACUUUUAUAUACAUGUUCUUAGCGAUUCAAAAACAAAUGAUGUACAAAUAAACUAUGAU
Molecule: messenger RNA, 4625 nt
Organism: Oryza sativa Japonica Group (Japanese rice)
Lineage: Eukaryota; Viridiplantae; Streptophyta; Magnoliopsida; Poales; Poaceae
Source: RefSeq, a predicted model, not a curated record